Molecule: messenger RNA, 1917 nt
Organism: Hippocampus zosterae (dwarf seahorse)
Lineage: Eukaryota; Metazoa; Chordata; Actinopteri; Syngnathiformes; Syngnathidae
Product: tetratricopeptide repeat protein 6-like
Exons: 3
Coding region: 1-1917 (638 amino acids)
Biological process (GO): receptor-mediated virion attachment to host cell
Cellular component (GO): cell outer membrane
Molecular function (GO): protein binding
Source: RefSeq, a predicted model, not a curated record
AUGGAGAGGGAGGAGAAGACGGAUACAAAAAAGAAGAGAUCUCCUGCCGAGCCUGCCAAGGAGAAGAAGUCCACUAAACCUGCCAAGCGGGAGAAUGGACUGAAGGAGGUCGCCAGUCGCACUAAAAACGCCUCGGACAGCUAUGCCGAGGGCCUCAGUCUCAAGAGGCGGUUCGAGGACAGCGACCGCAAGGACAAAACGGACAUCAACAAGGCGAUCGACCACCUCAACAACGCCAUCACGCAGCUCACCACCAACACAGGCCAGGAGCGGCAGAACCAGAUCCAGGCGGUGUACAUGGCCGCGCGAGGGGACUGCUACAUGCUGAUCAAGGAAUACCAAAAGGCCCUGUACGACUUCAUCAUGGCGAUCAAGUUCGACCCCAACGAGAGCACGUACUACCAGUCCCGGGGCAACUGCCAGCUGCAGCUUGGGCACAUCAACGAGGCCCUGGCGGACUUCGAGUCGGCUAUCAAGCACAAGCCUAAUGAGGGAUUCAACUACCUCAACCGGGCCCUGGUGCACGCUCGGCUCAAGAAUUUCAGGGCAGCCAUUGAUGACUACACGCAGGCGCUGAGCAUGAUCAAGGAUUCGUCGGGGUCCUACAAGGCCUACCUGCAUCGUGGCAACUGUCUUCGCUAUGAGAAGGAAUUCGAGCGGGCCAUCGAGGACCUUCUCAAAGCCUGCGAGCUGAACAAGAUCGACCCCGAGGCCCAGAACAGCCUCGGCAUGGCCUACUUCGACAACCUGCAGUACGACCUGGCCCUUGACCGCUUUUCCAAGGCGAUCGAGCUGAACGACCAGAUGGCCAAGUACUACAACAAUAAGGGGCUGGCGUACUACCAUCUUAAGGAGUACUCCCUCUCCCUCGAGGAGUGCAACAAGGCUUUGAAGCUGGACCCCCUGGACUCUCGGAUCUACUACAACCGGGGAAACUCAUACCUGGCGCUCAACCGCAUCCCGGAAAGCCAUUCUGACUUUGACCGCAGUAUCGAGCUGGACGGCCAGAACCCGAAAUUCUUCCAUUCGAAGGGACUUGCCUAUCAGGACACGGAUUAUGAGAGGGCCAUCCAAUUCUUCGAAAAGGCCUUGGAAGUCGACCCUGCCAACGUCCCCUCGCUGUACCACUUGGGGCUCAUGCAGCACCGGGGCGGAAGACUGGCCGAUGCGAUCGACAGCCUUACCAAGGUGCUGUCGACGAUCGGUAGCGAUCGGCUGGUGCUGGAAAGCAGGGGGUUGGUAUACCAGGACAACAAGAGCCAUGCCAAGGCGAUUGAAGAUUUCACGCGGGCGAUUGAGCUGGAGCCUACCUACGCGGAAGUGUACUACUAUCGUGGUAUCAGCAAGAUCGAGAUGGCCCGGCUUCGCGAAGGCUUUUCUUACGAGGAGGCGGUCGAGGACCUGAAGCGUGCCUACCGACUGCUGCAGGACUACGAAAAAGCACUGUAUUACCAAAACGCAGCUUUGAAACAAGACCGGCACAACAUCGAGUUCCUCAUCCACCGCAGCAACAUCUACGUGGACAUCAAGUACUACGCCUAUCUGGAGCUGCAUCAGCAGGCUAUCGAGCCUCUUGGGAAGGCGAUCGCUUUGGCUCCCAACCAGCCUUGCUACUAUCAUGAGCGGGCCAAGGCCUACCUCCGCAUUGCCGAGCAUUCCAUGGCCGUUCAGGAUUUCUUCACAGUGCUGAGAAUGCAGCCUCGCAACGCGAACGCAUAUUUCGGACGGGCAUUCGCUUACAAAGCCCUGCGGAAAUACGAUGAGGCGGCGGCAGACUUCCAGAAGGCCAAGGAACUCGACCCAUUCAACCCCAACCUCAUCAUCAACCCCAAAAAGAUCUACGAGAUCCCUUUCAUCCGCCUGGUCAACCCUGGCGAGGAGGACAACGAGCUGCAGCAAAACAUGAUCCGCCUCUGA